Messenger RNA from Morus notabilis, 760 nucleotides. Its product is annotated as protein RADIALIS-like 4. The transcript is spliced from 2 exons. Bases 263 to 574 code for a protein of 103 amino acids. NCBI's taxonomy places the organism in Eukaryota, Viridiplantae, Streptophyta, Magnoliopsida, Rosales, Moraceae. The record is from RefSeq and is a predicted model, not a curated record. Gene Ontology annotation, molecular function: DNA-binding transcription factor activity.
GAUCCCUGGUCUUGGAAGAAAAUGGUAAGGAAGCGUUGAGUUUUGUCUGUAUUCGAUAGUAGGUUUAACCAAAGGAAGUUGAUUGUUUGAAUCUUGAUGUUCAUUAAUUCAAAACAUGUGGUUAGUAUUUUAUAGUUGUAAGGUGGGUUUUAAAAGGGUAGCCAAACUCAAGUGAUCCAACAGAAUCUGGUGAAGAGAGAAUCUUAGAAAAAAAGAAUCAUCUUUGGCCGGGGAGACAGUAGAAAACUAGUUGGUAAAUAUAAUGGAAACAUGUUUGGCAAAGGUGUUGUUUAGGAGGGAAUGGAGUUGGGAAGAGAACAAGGAGUUUGAGGUGGCACUGGCAGCAGUUGAUGAGAAACACCCACAUCGCUGGGAAGUGGUUGCGGCCAUGAUCGGAUCGGGACAAAAGACUGCCGAGGAUGUUCACAAACAUUAUGUCAUUCUUUUGGAGGAUUUGCAUCUCAUUGACUCUGGUCAUUUUGAUCACAAAUUACUACCAGUAGCAGUAGAAGAUCAUCCCCACAACAACUUUCUACAAUGUAACAAUUUGCUUGUUCAGUUGAACCUGGGCUAAUCUGCUGGGCAUCAAGUAUCCACAGAAGCAAAUUGAUUAUCUUAUUCUGAAUGCAAUUUCCAAAAAGACCACGGAACAUGAUAUAUAUGAAGCAAUUCUAAUGGGUCACGUGAAGUGUAUAUUGUAAAUGUGGUCAAUUUCUUCUCGCAAUACAGAAAGUUUCAGUGAAAAGUGUUUCUUGUAGCA